AUGUUUUUUUUUCUUUCAGCCCCCAACGGAACCGUGAACAGCCCGAUUCUAACGAACUGGACAACGGCAGUGGUACCAAACGUGACCGAUAUAUUACAACAGAAUCAGACGAUCAUUGUCUCCACCAGGACCCCUAUUCACGUCGCAACCGCGAACCCCGGUGGCACCGUAGAGCGCACUACUCCGUCGAGCAUUCCAAACUGGAAUAUCAGUUGGUUCGCCCCGAAACCGGACGGUUGCAGUCGGACCAAUCGUAUGGCCUGUGAAGAGUGGCAACUGGUACAACAAGUUGAGCAGCACGUGUUCACCUCGUUCGUGAUCAUCUAUCUGGCGGCCCAUGCAAUCUUCAUAUUUUGGUUGUAUUUCGAUGCCAGCCGGAGGAGACGUGAAAUGCGACAGAAAGAUCGUGACUAUCGGGUAAGUUGUAAAUUCCGUUGUCAUUUUUUGAUUUGA
Molecule: messenger RNA, 453 nt
Organism: Echinostoma caproni
Lineage: Eukaryota; Metazoa; Platyhelminthes; Trematoda; Plagiorchiida; Echinostomatidae
Source: the annotation of a GenBank genome assembly